Molecule: messenger RNA, 840 nt
Organism: Necator americanus (New World hookworm)
Lineage: Eukaryota; Metazoa; Nematoda; Chromadorea; Rhabditida; Ancylostomatidae
Exons: 7
Coding region: 1-840 (279 amino acids)
Cellular component (GO): cytoplasm
Source: RefSeq, a predicted model, not a curated record
AUGUCGGACGAUUUGAGCGCAUUUUUUGCGAAGAAGAAGGACAAGAAGAAGAAGAAUGUGGUGAAGAUGGAAGAUGUUGGUCACAUACUUGAAUUAAAAGUCAAACGACAGGAGGAGAACGAUCAGCUACAAGCAGACGCCGAAGCUCGUGUUGCUGAAGAUGGCGAAUUUCAAGUUCGCGCACGCGGUAACAGUACUGCAGCAGGCACACAAAGUGGAGAAGAGAGCGAAUGGAUUGACUACACCGAUACUAAUCAAGGACGCUUGGAAGGACUGAAAAUAAAAGAUAUGGGUGCAGAUAGCGGCGACAUUGCAGAGGAGGAACAUAUUGAUGAUGAGGACCAGAAGGCACAUACGGAAUCCGUAAGAACAUGGGGGCAAGUGGAGAAGAAAGAGGAAGACCACCAGAACGAUGAUCAUUUCGCAAAUCUUAAACAGAAAACUGCUUACGUAAUACCUUCACAAAGACAAGGAGGGAUACGCACUUCUGCUCAAAAAGUAGACAUCUCAAAUAACGAGAUGUUCCCAUCACUUGCUGAUGCAAGUAAGAUAGAGAAGGAUAAAAAGGAGGAUGCCAAGUCUGGAGGAUGGGUGAAGAGCAGCAGUGGAGGCAGUGCCAUUAAUCCUGCAUCUGAAAAUCGUCCAAUUUCCACUGCGAACCGUUGGAACAUGUCCGCUGGACCGCCACCAAAUGUAGCCCGUGAAAGGGAUAGCGCCAUCAAGGCUGUUGCUGCCCACAGUGCACAAAACCCAACAACAGCGUCGACUCUACGUGAGAAAGAGCCAGAAGCGCCGAAACCUGCAAAGUAUGUGCCACCAUCGCUCAGGAACAGAAAUUAG